Trichoderma citrinoviride is the source of this 1650-nucleotide messenger RNA. Its product is annotated as SET domain-containing protein. The coding region runs from base 1 to 1650 and encodes 549 amino acids. Gene Ontology annotation, molecular function: protein binding. Gene Ontology annotation, cellular component: nucleus. The transcript is spliced from 4 exons. NCBI's taxonomy places the organism in Eukaryota, Fungi, Ascomycota, Sordariomycetes, Hypocreales, Hypocreaceae. The record is from RefSeq and is a predicted model, not a curated record.
AUGAAUCCCCUUGAGCAGAUAUUCGCCGCCGGCGUCAGAAAGACGGGCCCGACUGAUGCCAAACCCGACGGCCCCAUGCCGCGCUGGCCCAUCCACGAGGACACACAGCUGGGCAAAUACAUCCUCGACAGCCUCCAGGCUCCCGCGGGCUCUCUCAGCAUCAGGCAGUCCCCCCUCCUGAAUGCCGGCUCGGGUCUAUACACAACCCGGGACGUGGAGGAGGGCGAGCUCCUCUUCACGUCGGUGCCCCUUGUUCUCUGUGCAGAGGUCGGCGACGGCAUGGAAGCCUGCGACUUUUGCUUCCAGCAGAGGCGGAGGGUCUUUCACCCAUCAGAGAGUCGCUUUCUCGGGCCUGGCGAGGUCCUGCCUCCUCUGCAUGUCUGCAAUGGCUGCCGCAUGUACCAGUACUGCUCACAGUCUUGCUGGCAACGAGCCUGGGAUACGGGCCAUCUAUAUGAAUGCGGCUUGCUGUCAGGCGCGUCCACCGAUCUCGAGACGAGAACCCUAUACCGUCUCCUGAUUCUGAUGAGGAAGAAGGUCCUGCUGCCGGAGCAGGUCCAGGCCCUGUCCAGGCUGGAAAGUGAGAUGGCGAAUUUCGAGAGACGAGCCAAGCGAACCUGGCACAAGGUUCUGGAACUCGCUCGCGAAGCCAAGGAGCGAACUAAGAGCGAGCUCGGUAUCUACGAAAUUCUGAUUCUGUAUGGCAUCAUCCGUUGCAAUGCGCUGCCAGUCGAUCAGACUUAUCGAAAUGCGCCGCUGGGAAUUGCCUUGGACCUGGGGGGAGCUCUCUUGAACCACGACUGCGAUCCCAACGUGGUCAUUGUCUUCAACAGCACGCAGGUGCAGGUUCGAGCUCUGCGGAAGCUCAAGGCCGGCGAGGAGCUACUGCACUGCUACCGAGACAUUGCGUACGAUUUUACGUUUCGCAACCCGCGCAUUACGUCGAGGUAUCAGUUUCGAUGCCACUGCGGCCGAUGCAGGGCAGAGUCUGAUCGUCACUGCAGGGAAGCAAAGAGCGAUGGCGAUGCUAUCCCCGCCAUUCUCGGCACACAGGCUGCCUUGUUCGACAUUAUAGAUGAGUCCAAGAAGCAAGCCUGGGCGACCCCCAACAGAUUCGACGUCGACCGGCAAAUGGCCACCGUCAACCAAAUCAUAGCGACGGGCUACGCGGGGCGCCCCUGGCCAAACGACCUCGAGCCGCUGCCGACGGUGCUCAAGGCCCUGGCAGCGCUCUGCGAGAGACAGGGCGACCUCGUCAACAGCAUCAAGAUUCGCGUCAAGGCCCUGGCCUUUACCGGCUACCGGAAGGGUCUGCCCUGGUCCGAGGACCUGAUCGACCUGGUGCUCUGCCUGUCGACCUUCACCAUGUUCCCCUGCCACCCGGCGCUGCGAGACUCGUCGAUGCCAAAGCACAAGGAGUUCCAGGACAUCUUCAUCGGGCACCUCCACGCGCUGCACGGGAUGCUGGUCAACCUUUACGGAGACCAGGGCCGGGUGACGGGCAUCGUCCGAGCCUUCUUGCAGUCGGAGACGGCCACCUACAACGGGCCCCGGCCGGCGACGAGGGGGUUCCGGCGCAGGUUCAAGGCGUCUCAGGAGACGGUUCUCAGGUGGGCGGGCGUUGACGAGAAGCUCUGGACUGUGGAAUAG